CGACUCCUCAAAUCUUCCCAACUCAACAUUCUGCCUCCAAUUUAAAGUCAGCAAGAUGUUCAAAAAAAAUCCAGACAAGCGUGUCUCAAAUCAGCGGAUCCUUUCAAAACUUGCGAUCUCCAACGACAAAUUCUACAACAGCGCCAGACAAUUUAUCAGAGACCUUCACUCCUUCAACAACGAUGAGAAAGCAAGGUCCAGAUUUGCGGAGACGGGACAUGAAUUUUAGAUUGGGCCGCCUUACUUUACUCCCACCGAGCGAGACGCAAUACUGGAACUGGAAC
Messenger RNA from Mollisia scopiformis, 284 nucleotides. RefSeq lists its product as uncharacterized. The transcript has a single exon. The coding region runs from base 56 to 229 and encodes 57 amino acids. NCBI's taxonomy places the organism in Eukaryota, Fungi, Ascomycota, Leotiomycetes, Helotiales, Mollisiaceae. The record is from RefSeq and is a predicted model, not a curated record.